Didymodactylos carnosus is the source of this 978-nucleotide messenger RNA. NCBI's taxonomy places the organism in Eukaryota, Metazoa, Rotifera, Eurotatoria, Philodinida, Philodinidae. The record is from the annotation of a GenBank genome assembly.
AUGGAUAAUACCAAUAAAAUCGUUUUAUAUGUUAUUUGUGGUGUAGUUGGUUUUAUUGUUCUUGUCAGCAUUAUCCUCAUCAUUUUAUGGUGUAUUAAUCGUCAUUAUCGUAAUCGUAUGAAUUCAUCAUCAUCAUCCUUAUCUGAUUCAACGAGUUCACAAACACCACCAUUACCAUCAUCAUUUCCAUUUCGUUUACGUGCAAAACCUAAACAGAUUAAUAAUAAAAAGAAUACGAAAAAAAUAUUAGUAAAAAGUCAAUCAAAUACUACCAAUAAUGUUGAAAAUUAUCCUCAUCUUAUUAAUACAAAUGUAAAAAAUUUAGAAAAAUUAUUACAAAGUGAAUCAACAUUAACAGCGAGUUCAUGGCAUUAUGAAAAAAAUCUUCAUCAACAAUUAGAUGAACAAUCAAUAUCGCCUUUAACAAUUCCAUCAUCAUUAGCAACGACAAUGAUUCCAUCCACACCUAAUCCUGAUAUGCAACAUGAUCGUAUAAAUGACUUUGGUCGAAGUACUGAUCAUUUGUACACAUCAUCGUCCACAGUUUUAACUGCUAUAUCAAAUACAGAUGAACGUUACCGUCGACCAUCUAAACCACGAAACUUGACUAUCUCAGAAUUAGUUGAUCCUUAUAUUGUUCAAAUGCCAUCAGCUUCACUAUCGACGACCUAUCCCGUUCGACCACCACCAUUAUUCAUACAACGAAACAAUUCUCAAAUUAGUCAGCAACAAGCAAAUUAUCGUUUUAAAAAUGAGCUUAAUCACAUUUUUCGAACAAAACAGCCACCAAAAAUCACUAAUACUCGUAGUCAUCAUUUAAUUAAUUAUUCACAAAGUUGUCGUACACCAAAUGAUCCUGUACCAUUUUAUUUUUCAGUUACAAAUUCAUCAGAACCAAAUUGUGUGAGAACAGGAUAUUCAAAUGAAACGUUAAUUAGGAAAGCACAAAUUAGGGAUGAUACAGCGAUUUUAUAUUGA